CUUGGAUACGUACAAGGUAUGUGCACUUAUCGAAACCUUGUAACGAGUUUUGAUUGUUCGACAUUUCAGAUUGAUACCAUGUUUCAGACCUGGCGAUUAUCCUUUGUCUUUUACUCUCUACUCUGACGCUAUUUUUCUUCUUUGCUUCUGCUUCCAGGGCUCAAUAAUGCUGCUAUGAAUUUUGGCAUGGCGAUUGCACCUUGGCUGUUUGGACUCCUAGCCGACGUGACAUCGACGAAUACUAGUAUUUGGAUAGGAAUAGGCAUAAGUUUCAUCGCUGGUGUCAUCAAUGCUCCGUUGAUGUGGAGACCAGAAAUGGGCCCUCCCCCGAAGCCACUCCCCUACGACGAAUGGAUUCGCAAAAACGAAGAAGCAGAACUGGGACAAGAGAUGCUGAGCGACGAACACGUGCCCCCGGCUCUUUUGUUCCUCAUCAAUCGUCAGAGAGGAAUCGAGAACAAACCGUACAUACUUCCAAAAAUCAAGUCGUAUGCCGAGGACAAGGACAAGCUCGGAGAGCUUCGUGCAAACGCACUCGAUAAUUACCGUUUCCGACACGCCCUCCAGGACCAGACACUGGCAGAACUGACAGCGCCAAACGGUCGGUUCAAUGCAGAGGAACUUUGCGAUCUAUUGAACACGGCCAUUUCGAACGUUGAUGAAGAAGCAGUAAACCAAUCCACCGCGGAUGUCGGCCAAUGGAUUGGCGAUUACAUGGCUGCGAAUGGAUAUUAUCCCCACCAAAACAGUCUGAUUAUCAAGCAGAUGAUAAUGUCCACCUUUCCAUCUAUAAACACGGACGGCAAGGCAACGCCCGAAAACAUCGAGCAGACCCUGAUUCGAUCCCGAUACCUGAUUGGCAAGUAUGCCGACCUCGAGGAGAAAAAGCAUGGGAAGUACAGUUUGCUCGGAGGAAUUCUGGGCAAGGGCCACAGGCCACAAUUCUUUACCUAAAACGAAAGAGAGGUUGGUGUUCAAUUUGAUAUUGAUAUAGAUCUGUCGAGGAGUCCAUUAAGCCAAUAGAAGACUCUUAAUUGC
Molecule: messenger RNA, 1038 nt
Organism: Pseudo-nitzschia multistriata
Lineage: Eukaryota; Bacillariophyta; Bacillariophyceae; Bacillariales; Bacillariaceae
Source: the annotation of a GenBank genome assembly